Messenger RNA from Penicillium riverlandense, 3768 nucleotides. RefSeq names its product ubiquitin-specific protease UBP2. Gene Ontology annotation, molecular function: proteasome binding; cysteine-type deubiquitinase activity. Gene Ontology annotation, biological process: proteasome-mediated ubiquitin-dependent protein catabolic process; regulation of proteasomal protein catabolic process; protein deubiquitination. Lineage: Eukaryota; Fungi; Ascomycota; Eurotiomycetes; Eurotiales; Aspergillaceae. The record is from RefSeq and is a predicted model, not a curated record. The transcript has 9 exons. Bases 1 to 3768 code for a protein of 1255 amino acids.
AUGGCUGUUCCUCAGCGAGCAGGAAAGACGGCGCCUCGUCUCGUGCAGGACAUCCUACUCUACGAUCCCGCACACCCUUCAAGCACCGGCCGUAACCUCCUCUCCGAAGUUCCCCCCGUCUACUCCGAACGCUACAAUGGAGCACUGGAUUUCAUAUCACCCUCAGCCUGUCGCCACAACUAUGUGACCAAACCCAAACAGACCUUCCACACCCAGGAAGACCAGAAACGACGUCCGGGCUGCACAUCCAAGGUGCAUGCAAUGUGCACCAAAUGCCGUUGCCAUAUCCAGGUUGUGGUGAACUAUACAAAUGGCAUGAACACCUUCUCUCAGAAUCUGGAGGGCCAUAUCCAUCACCUUGUCUACAAGUCAGGAAGACAAGCGGGUGGAAGUUCAAGUGCAGAGGUCACUCCCAAAGGCCAGCUAGCAGAGACAUUCCAUUAUCAGUGCUCCAACCUUUCAUGUCCGGCCAUUGUCUCCCUGCGAAUCCUUUCUCCUCUUUUAAACCCUGAACUAGUGCACCUGUUGACUGAUCAGGAUGUGAUUCGCAAACGGGCUCAAGAGGCAAUGGCUGCUCAGCCUGAGCGCCUAGAGGGCAUGGCCUGCCCGAGCUCGGCCACUGUCCUCGACAACCUGCGUAUGUAUGUCAGCAAUACUCUCAAACCUGACCAGCCUAGCAAGUCCAUUACCGCAACCAACAAGAGGUUUAUGCUCAGCUUUGGUGUUGAUGGGAUGCCUUGUCAGAAACUGUUUGAGUUUCUCAAUUUCACCUACCAACAGGAGAACAAUACCUGGCAGCCUCCUCAGCCGGCCACCAGUGCGAAAACAGAGUCACCCUACCAAGACACAGACUGUAUCUUUCUCGACAACAUUGUUCAGGAACUGCUGUCUUUGAUAGACAGCCGACCGUCUUCGGAAAAGAAAGGAUUUGAUCCCCUCCCUCGGUCUGUCUCCGCAACGAACGACAUGCUUUAUGCAGUGGAGGCUCUUGACUAUCCCAAAUCACUCAGGGUCAAUGAGUUUGAUAUGCCGCCUGCCCCAUUCUAUGAAGACUUAGGAGCCGUGGAAGACAUGGCUUCAUCCAUGAUUGUGGAAGCGUUCAACCGCCAGGUGUCGGUCGAUCCUGCCAGAGCACCAUUGUAUCUCCGAUGCCUCAAGUCGAUUGCCACCCUUCGAGGUGGCGCGGACUGGGAAAUCAUCGACCAGGCUGUUCAACUUGCCUACUCAGAAGGCAAAUACACAGACGAGGAUGUUGCGGAUGCAUACAAGUACUUUGGGCUUAACGGUGAUGAUCCCAAUCUCACCGAGGACAUCAUCAUUAGAACCUUCUACAUGUUCAUCGGCUCCACGGCCCAAGUCCAAGAAACCGAGGCGCGCCAACAGCUGUGGCGAAUCGGUCACAGCAGACGGAGCGAGCGCAUCCAGUCUGCAUCUGAAGAUCGCGUAUCCAAUGCCGAGCAAGCACAGGUUUACCUUGGAGUCGACGAUCAAACCCCGGAUGACUUUAUUAUCACCAUGUACACGGCGAAGGUCAACGACAACCCGACUAGCCGAGAAUUGGCGAAUCGCGCCGUCAAGCUCAUUGCUGAAUCCAGAAAUUCGGUGGCACUGAAGCAUUUCGUUGACACUGGUGAAACAGUCGCGGGUGAAAUGGACGUUGGCGAUGCUUAUCGCUUACUCCAGAUUCCAGACCGGACCGCUGAUGAAGGUGCAAUUGUCGCAGCCUACACAAUCUGCGUGGACGACAACCCCGAGAACGCCGAGAAAUACAACUACGCCCUGAGCAUCAUUGCCAAGGAUAUGGACAGCCCAUUGCUCAAGAAUAUGGCUGGCAUAUCUACCGAGUCCAGUCGCAACUUGGCGGAGUGGCCGGUUGGUCUGCAGAACAUCGGGAACACAUGUUAUCUCAACAGUCUUCUCCAAUUUUACUUCUCGAUCCGCCCCUUCCGGGAAAUGGUGCUGGAUUUUGAGACCUUCCAGAUGGACCUGAGUGACCAAGCCAGCCUGGACCACAAACAGGUGGGAUCUCGCAAGGUUAUGAAGAAAGAGGUCGAACGGUCGCUGCGAUUCCUCCAGCAACUCCGUACCCUGUUCAAUGAUAUGAUUACCUCUCCGCAGUCUUCGGUCACGCCUGGCCAGGAGCUCGCUCGGUUGACUUUGAUCAGUCCUAGUAACGAAGCAGCCAUUCGCCGCAGAUCGACCAUUUCUGCGGGAAUGUCGCAGGGUCUCGGCGACAUCGGUGGAGCGCCCAUUUUCGGACCGCUUGGCCCUCCACAGCCCGUACAGGGUCAAUCUGAACCCGCAAAAGACCCGAUGGUUAGCGACGUGGACAGUGACGCGACCUUGGUUUCCGAAAACACCAAGGACCCGGCGGCGCCGCCAGAGGGACACGAAAAUGCGGCGCCCGAAUCUGAAAGCGGCUCGAAGCCCGGCACCGAUGAUGCGAAGCCCCAGCUGCCUCCGCGAUCUUCUCCAGAGGUUGACCGACAGAAGCAGCUGAUCGAGGAAGUGGAGAUCGGUGCCCAACAGGAUGUGACGGAGGUGAUUAAUAAUGUUCUCUUCCAAAGCCAGUGCGCUAUCAAGCCUCGAGAUGUCGCCAAGGAUGGCGAGCAGCUCGACCAGAUCAAAGAUUUAUUCUACGGGCGCACUCGAUCCUACAUCUCCACUGAAAGUGGUACCCGAUCUAAAGAAGAGUGGUGGGCUGAUAUCAAAGUCGAUGUGGCCAGCGGCUCGCGAGACAUCUAUGCUGCCAUUGACGGAGCCUUCGAUGCCCAGAAGAUCAACGUUGAAAAUGCCGAGGCGGAGCAGUUUGGGUCUAUAAGCCGGCUGCCUCCUGUUCUUCAGAUCCAAGUCCAGCGAGUUCAGUUUGAUGCGGUGAGGAAAAGUUCCUUCAAGUCGACUAACCACCUGGAGUUGCUCGAGACCAUCUAUCUGGACCGUUACAUGGACACCCAGAAGCCGGAGAUCGUGAACCGGCGGCGUCAGUGCUGGGAAUGGAAGCGUGCCGUGAAGUCGCUCGAGGCUCGUCGCGCCGAGCUGCUGCGGAAGGAUGUUCCCUCAACUGCACAGAAUGGUAGAGAAACAAGCAUGGAGCAGCUAUUCUGGAACACCCAAUCUGCCCUCCAGGAACUCAAUCAGGACGCUGACUCUGACGGUCCCUCGGAGGAGGUUCAGUCGACUUUGCCUAAUGAACUUGAGCAGGUCUCUGGGACCGCGAAGGAAGAGCUCUGCGCCGUCGAGCAAGAGAUCAAAGACACGCAAACCAUGAUCUCCAGCCAAUUCGCCGACUACCGCAACCUCGCGUACUGCCUGUAUGCCGUCUUCGUGCACCAUGGCUCCGUCAGUUUCGGCCACUACUAUAUCUACAUCUACGACUUCCAGAAGGGCAUCUGGCGCAAGUACAAUGACGAGUAUGUGACCGAGGUACAGAACCUGGACGAGAUCUUCAAAAACGACCAGGACCACAACCCGCCCACGCCCUACUUCCUCGUGUACAUCAACAAGAACAUGAAAGACCGUCUCGUCGACCCCGUCUGUCGCGAAGUCGUCGAGUCCAUGCCCGAAAUGAUGGAUACGACUCCUCCCACGACAACUGCUAUGCAGGGCGUGCAUGCCUCCAAGCCCCCGGAAGACCUGAUGGAUCUCGACCCGCCGUCGUAUGAUGAAACAUCGUCGGACCCCAGCGCACCAGGUAUGGAAGCAGACGCGCAUGCCCAAUCCAAGUCCCAAUGGCAGCGCCAUAUGGCUGACAAUGGCCAAUACUGGUAG